GCAUUCCCAAAGUCGAGAGUCAGCGGCCUUCUUCUCCCUGGAGGAGCGUGGACCCUGCCUCUCCCCAGCAGAUCCCCACCCUGUGGACCAACGGCUCAUACCGGGGCUCCUUCUAUUCCAGGAGACCUUCUCACCUCCGUCAUGCCCACAGAAAGAGGCUCAGAGGAAGGCCGGGUCAACGUUACCCCAAUGAUGGCCUUCGCCAUGAAUAUGACCCCUGGCCCUCUGCUCCUCUGCCCGAUCACGGGAAUUCCCCCAUCGGCUUGGACAGCAGGCCCAUAAGUUCCUCUGAAGGCCCUCAACCCGUCCUGGGUUAUUCCCCUCAUGGCCCAGAACGUGGGGGCUAUGCUAGGUGGCCAGUAGGUUCUUCUGAAGAAGAACAUUGCCUUCAACCCGGUCCCAGUUUUAAUUUUCACGCCCCACUUUGCUUGGACCAGGUUAGUUGGCCCAUACCUUCCUUUGGAGGAGAACAGGGCCUACCCCACUACUACGACGACGGUCAUGCUCAUGAGGACCCUUUUCAUGCUGGCUGUGAUGCGACGCCCAUACGUGGACAGGAGCAUCGCCCUCCACCCAAUGCAGGUUCUUCUUGGGUCCCAGAUAGUUCUGGUGGCCAUAACGGACCCGUACAUUUUUUAGAGCCAGGUCUCCAAUUCUAUCCCUUCACUGACCAGGGGCCAAGAUUCCACCCCUAUAGUUUCUCCUAUUUCCCACAAGGUGUGGGUGACGCCAGCACACCCCUAAGUAUUGUUACACAGGCGCCCCCUCAUUAUUUCCAGGCUGCCCAUGGACCUGGUUACGAGAAUCGGGUGGUGGGUUUUCCCGAGGAGGCCCCGUGGCCCCCGCUCCAUCCUAGGAGGGACCUCCCUGUCCAUCGCGAUGUUAGGACUGGCCCUUGGUCCACAGAUGGAGGCGAAGGAGAUUGGGGCUCUCCACUCCACGCGGAAGAAAAUCAUCCCAGUUGCUUCUCUGGGCCAGAAUCCUUUCCUCCCGAGGAGGGCUGGGUGCCUUAUAGCCUGCCAUGCAGAAUACCCCGCUCUGGCGCCAGGACCAGGUCCCGGAAGACGCUCCCAAAACGCCCUCGACGUGCCAACCAUCAACGCCAAGCCUGUGCCCCUUGUGCCGCCAGCCGGAAGAAAUCCAGGGACCCUUAUUAAUCCGGCGCCCAUCGCACCCCCGGGGCCCUUCUGCCGGGCUUAACGUGGCAGAGAAAUGUGGCAGGAGCCAUUUUCCUCCCGGGCUGCCCUUCCCUCUUUGCCCACUGUAGAAAUGCCAGGUUGGGCAUCUCGGUUGUGGAGCAAUUGGGAACGAGAGAAAGACCCACAAUUUGGGAUUUCUGAUUUAACGAGACUUUGUGGGGGGGGGGGAUCAGAAUCCGUUUUAGGGGGGGGCUGGCGAGGUUGUGACAUGAUGUGAGACCAGGAAAAGGGGCCACUGGGACAGCUUAGGCCGGUAGUUUUCAAAGUUGGCUCCUUUAAGAUCGGCGGACUUCAACUCCCAGAAUCCCUCAGCCAGCAUUAUGACCUUUAAAGCGCUCCAUGGUACUUGCGAG
Thamnophis sirtalis is the source of this 1552-nucleotide messenger RNA. The record is from RefSeq and is a predicted model, not a curated record. NCBI's taxonomy places the organism in Eukaryota, Metazoa, Chordata, Lepidosauria, Squamata, Natricidae.